AAUAUUAUCCAAACAUAAAAUGUAUGGAGAUUCAGUAUCUGUGUUGUUACCCAAUGUUUGACCUGCGCGUGGCGCUGAAACACCAUUCUCAGUAAAAAAUAGUUAUUACUUUCGCUGUUUUUAUUUAUUUAUUAAUAUAUAUCUAGGCUAUAUUGAUAUGUCCUCACGUAUCAUCAUUGUAUGUUUGAAAUAUCUGUUAUCAACUAAAUACAUAUUUUCCCUUCUGGUUGUAUUUUAGAACUUCCUGUAUUGAUUUUGGCAUAUGGAUUACAGAGUACAUAGAAGCCUGAAGCAUUUUUGGCAAUGCUGACUAUGAUGUAGUAGGUACUAGAUAGUCAACCAAAUAGGUUAUGAGACAUAGCCAGUGUUUUACUCCAGAAGAAGGGAUUGUAUUUUACUCUAGUCAGUCCUCACCCGUCAGGUCUCAAUAACUCCCUCAGGCGUUGAACUCUACUCGUCUGAGCAGGAUAACAUCAGAUAAAGCACAGGGAAUCAGGGAAGAGCUCUUAGACGUCGGACCAUGCGUGAGGGAUUUUGGAAACUUCUUUGUAUUUUCAUGUUUUCCUUUCGUGCUUUUAAAGCUUCGGCAGCUAUUUAUCCGGUUCCAGUGAGACUGCAGCGCACAGUGUCGGAACACAACACUGGAGCAAACACACACAGCAGGAACUGGUGCCAGUACACAGUACAGAAGAUUGUUUCAUGCCAGAAACAAAAUGGUACAGAGACCGUUGUGCAGCGACUGUUCCAGAGUUGCCGAUGGCCUGGACCGUGUUCAAACCUCAUCAGCUACAGAACUCUGGUGAGACCUGUGUACAGAGUGACCUACAGGAAAAUCACUUCUCUGGAAUGGCGAUGCUGUCCAGGAUUCCAUGGAGAAGACUGCAGAGAGGGUGAGGGAGCUCAUUUUUUGCUGAUCUCAAGUUCACUGAAGCAUUACCAAAUCAUUUGAAUGACUGUAAGGCAA
Molecule: messenger RNA, 964 nt
Organism: Carassius auratus (goldfish)
Lineage: Eukaryota; Metazoa; Chordata; Actinopteri; Cypriniformes; Cyprinidae
Product: collagen alpha-1(XXVI) chain-like
Exons: 3
Coding region: 521-949 (142 amino acids)
Molecular function (GO): protein binding
Source: RefSeq, a predicted model, not a curated record